GAGGAAGUUGCCGCUGUAUUAGAGGAAGUGGUAUGGAGCUGACUUUGCGCUUCCUACGCUUGUCAUUGGAGGAAAGAUCAAAAAGAAAGGAGGAUGGGACAUAGAAAGUAAAAAUGAAGGAAAGGAGAGAAGAAGAGAAGACAAGAAGAUUAUUACAGGAUAACAUUGCGAGAGAAGAGAGGCAGGAGAUGACAGAAGGUGGAAAUGGAGAUGUGGUUGGGGUGGUUUCCCAUGCUGUAAUCUUCUCUGCUUGGGACUCUGAGAUGAUGUUUCAACCAGAGUCAGAUCAAAUGUCUCGAGUGGAACCCAAGUCUCCGCCUCUGGACCUGAUUGACACAGGGAAGGGGCUGAAGGUCCAGACAGCCACGCCUCAUCUGGUGAGCCUGGGCAGUGGGAGGCUCAGUGUGGCAAUCACCCUGCUGCCACUAAAAGAAGGGGUGACCCGCAUUGGCCGAGAAGACGCUCCAAUUCCUCAAGAUAUCACUAUCCAUGGCGUUGGCAUCGAGGCAGAGCACUGUCUCAUCAUCAAUGAAGGAGGGGUGGUGACCCUGGACCCCUGUGGUCACCUCUGCAGUCUGGAUGGAGCACAGGUCACUGUCCCCACACCACUCACACAGGGUUAUUCCCUGUGUCUGGGUAAGUCCUAUUUCUUCCGGUUCAACCAUCCUGAGGAAGCAAGCAGAAUGAAGAGCAUGCUUCCACAAAAGAGCCCUGUGUCGGCUUUAGCCUACAACACAGACUAUUUGAAGUUCAGCAGUGACUAUAGCCAUGCGGUGGUGGGCGGCACCAACAGUGCUCGGGGCAUGCGAUCAGCCUCUGAGCUCCGGGACUUGAUGGACACCCUUCAGCGCAAGAAAAUUGCCCUGGAGAACAGCCUGAGAGCCAAUGGGAAUGCAAACCCCUCCUACUUCAGCGUAACACAGUCUCCCCCCACCACACCUAUCAUGAGUCCUGCCACAUCCUCAUCAGCCUAUCAGGAACAGGCCAGGCGGUUCUAUGGCUCAGAUCGUGCACCCAUGUCUUUGAAAUCGGCUCCCUCUCUUUCUCCUGGACGGCAAUCCGAUCCCCCUUCUUCUUCUCUGGCCUCCCGCAUCUCAGUCAGUCGCAACCAGGACAACCUCGGCAUAAGCGAUGUCCAACGGCUGCACAACCCGGGCUCCUCUUCUCUACUGUCCACAUGGAAUGGUGGAGGCUCCUCCAUCUCUGUUGAUGGUAGCAAUAGCUUCAACCUCUCUCUUCCCCCCCCCUCCCCCUCCCCCUCCUCCUCAUCGCGCACUCCAUCAACAGGAGGUGCAGCCAGCAUGCCCUCAAGCCCCCGUCUUGGCCGCCGUAGCUACGGCAACCAGGAGCCAGUGCCCAGCAGUAGACCCAGGAAAUACUCAGCAGGCUCACUGAAUGGGAUGACAGGAGGAGCGCAAAGUCGCUCGUUGCCACGCCUCUGCCCCUCUCAAUCUCCCCGAGACAACAACAACGGAGCCCUGACCUUGUCAACGCUGCCCCCGCGCCGAUCCGAUGUUGCUGGCGGGUACAAAUUUAGCAAAGACUAUUACAACUACAGUCAAAAUGCCAGCCCUGAUCUCAACCAGAACUCCAGUAAAUCCAGCCAGCUUUCCUCCAACAGGAAUCAAAUGCAGUCCAAAAAUCAGGGAGAAAGCGUUGUGUCUAUCUCCCUCUCCUCCCCGAAGAACUUGCCCUCCACGACGGCCACUAUCCCUUCCACAACCACCCCACCUGAUGUGACCAUCCCAUCCAGGACGGGGGGCUCCUCUUCUCCCCGUGUGGCCAAAAAACUCAGCCUGACUUCCACUAGCUCUGUGGGCUCCAUAGGCUCCACGAGUUCCAGCCCUCCAGAACUGGAGCGGCUGGCAAGCCGUGGAGUGUCCGCAGGAGUGGGCCUGUCUUUCGGGGAGAGGCGAGGUGUCGGCCUAGAGCUCGCAGGUUCCCUAGGGCUUCGACUUGGAGAGAGGAGGUCUUCAUUUGGGAAGGCAGAGCUGGAACCUGGGAUGGGGCUGGGCGAGAGGAGGCAGUCAUUUGGAAAGGCAGGAGUGACCCCACCAGGAGGUCUCAGGGAAAGAAGGGGGAGCAUCAGCUCGCUGAGCGGGAAGGAGGAACUGACCGACUACCAUCAGCACCAAAAAGAGGAGAGACUCCGUGAGCAGGAGGUGGAAAGACUGGAGCGACAGCGGCUAGAGACCAUCCUGUCUCUGUGUUCGGAGCUGGGCCGGUCUGCGAGAGAUGAAGGAGGCACAGCUACAAGUCCUACUUCAGCUGUGGCGGAUCUCCGGAAGAUCAACCAGGAGCUUGAGAAGCUUCAACUGAACGAUGACGACGACGACGACGACGACACACCAUCGGUCUUUUCAGACUCUUUCGCUAUUAACGGAACAACCGGGAAUGGACACAUGGCCUCCCCUGGAUCAGAGAAUGGGUACUAUGAUGAUGAUCUGCAGGUACGACGGAGGCGCAGCAGUGGUCACCGAGACAACAGGGCAGCAUCCCCCGCUGUCAGUCUGCGAAGCUUCGCCCCUUCACCUUCUCCACGUGCACAGAGGACCAAUGAGGCUCUAGAGGAUGAAGCUCGUCGCCGCGGACAGGAAAUGAGGCCGUCAGAGGAGGAUGUGAGGCGUGUGGAAGAGGAGAGGAUCCAGGUGCUGAACAACAUGGAGGAGCUGGAGCAAAAGAUCAAAGAGCUGGACAACCAAAUGGAUGAAUCUGCCCAAGAGGUGGAGCUUGAGCGAGCUCUGGUGGAGGCUGAGCAGGAGUCGGAGAUAGCUGCUUUCCAGCAGGAGAAAUAUGCUCUGGAAGCACUUCACAACAAGAUGGCCGACCUGGAGACCAAGUCCCAACAGGAAAAAGACAAGGCGUGUGAGUUGCUACAGGCAGAGAAGGGCAGAGUAGAGAAGUUGGCUCAGAUUGUGUGUGAGCAGCGCUCCCAGCUGGACAGCUGCCCUGAGGCCACCAAGGAGCCCCUGCAGGAGCAGCUGGCCAGGGACUGUGAGGUGCUCGAUGCAGAGUCAAAGCGUUUUGAGGACCUGGAGUUUCAGCAACUGGAGAGCGAGAGCAGGCAGGACGAGGAGAAGGAGACCCAUACUCAACAGCUUCUCCGGGAGACCGCAGAUUACCAGCGGAGCACCGUCACUCGCAAGGAACGACUGUUAACUCUGAAGAAGCAGGCAACACAGAUUACCCAGCAGGCUCAGCGAGAGAAGGAGAGCUUCUUGAAGGAGAGGAGCACCCUCGAAGCAAUGCUGCAAAGGGAGAAAGAAAACCUCACCAUGCUGGAAAGAAAAUAUGCUGACCUCACUGGUGGCCGAGGUUUCACUCUGAGGGAGGGUACAGCUUCUCUGGCUGACGUGUGUCCUCCUCCAGUCAACUUGUGCACCCUCGCAUCCCUCCUCUCUAUUUCUCUCAAGAAUGCGGAGGGCUAUGUCACAGUCAGAGAAAUCAAUGAGCUUUACUCACAGCUUGGGGCGGAGCCUAAACCCGCCCUUGCCCCCACUCUGGCCAAUGCUUCUCCUGAGUCCGAGGCAAACUCCUCCACUGACGACGACACUCCUAAACCACCGGAGGAGGAGCAUUUCCGUUUGUUGGAAGAGAAGAAGAGGUCUGACAGAGAAGGGGGUUCCCAUCUAAGUGACACAUUACCCAGGAAGAAAACCACACCCAUCAUGAGCCCCCAGUUCAUGUGUGCUACACUGGGACGCAGCUACCCAACUAAGUCCCAUCAUCCCCUGGUACAGAGCACAAGUUGUGGCAGCAUUCUCCCAAGAAUUUUCUCCCUAACCAACAAGGAAAAUGAAUCUCGUCCUGUGCAUAAAGGUCAGCCCGGCUCACGAGCAGCUUCCCAGAACAACGUCUACCUCGAUGCCUUUGGGUACCGUGACAACCAGGCCUUCGACACAAUGAGUGUGGAUAGCACGGACUCCAUUGAAACCAGCAUCUCUGCUUGUUCACCGGAUAAUAUCUCCAGUGCCAGUACUUCAAAUAUGGCCAAGCUAGAGGAGAUGGAGCGUCUGCUGAGAGAAGCCCAGCAAGAGAAGAGCCGCCUCCUCGAAUACAAGGAGCAAGAGAUGGAGGUGCGAAAGCAGGCUCUGGAUGAGGAGAGGAAAAGAAGGGAGGACCUGGAGAAAAGGCUGCAGGAGGAGACCAGCAGACGGCAGAAACUCAUCGACCGUGAGGUGAAACUGAGAGAAAAACAGAGAGCACAGUCCCGGCCGCUGACGCGGUACCUGCCGGUGCGAAAGGACGAUUUUGACUUGCGAGCUCACAUUGAGUCGGCGGGCCACAGCACCGACACGUGCUUCCACUUAUCCAUCUCUGAAAAGACGUGCCGUGGCUACUUGAUCAAAAUGGGCGGCAAGAUCAAAACCUGGAAGAAGCGCUGGUUCGUCUUUGACCGCAACCGACGCACGCUCUCCUACUACUCAGACAAGCAUGAAGCCAAGCUGAAAGGAGUCAUCUACUUCCAAGCUAUUGAAGAAGUGUAUUACGAUCACUUGAAGAAUGCACAUAAGAGCCCAAAUCCUUCCCUGACCUUCAGCGUGAAGACUCAUGACAGAGUCUACUACAUGGUCGCUCCGUCUCCUGAGGCCAUGAGGAUCUGGAUGGACGUGAUCGUCACGGGCGCCGAGGGUUACACCCAGUUCAUGGUGUAGUGAAGGAGCAGGAUGUGCCAAUGGCCUACGGCUCUCUGUGGCUUUUUAACACUACGUUUUCUAUUGUUUUCCUCUGGACUUUUCUCCGUUUUUUCAAAACGGACUUUAUUCUCAUCUUUUGUUGAAGAAUGAACACAGUUUUUGUCGUGUGGAGACGGCAGGUACUGAGUUACUCAAGAUCAGUUUGCGGUGUUUUUUCCGCCUCGUUUGCAAGAGGGGCUGGGCUGGGUUUGUAGUACUAUCUGGAGCAUUCAUGCGAAAUUGUAGGCCGAUGCAAGAUAAUAAUUUGAACACUUUCAUGCAAUCGUGUUCCAUCCCAGAGAUCUAAAAUGUGCUGCGGUGCCUUGGAGUGGGUUCAUGUGUAAACACGUUAAAACUUAUAUUUUAUAUGAACUCUUUACAACCCAGUUUCUUCAGAGAAGAGCGGCCUGUGACUCAACUGCUCCUUUUUUUUUUAGCUGUAUGAAGCUUUUUUACAAAAGAUUUUUAAUGAGGAGACAGAGAUGCUGAGUCAGCCAGUUUGAGCUCUCUAGUAUCGUAUCACCAUGUCAUCGUGGACAUCAAUACAUAACAGCAGUGCCAUACAAAGCCCAAACAAUUUGAACAUGUCAUGGAAGAACUCGUGGUCUAUUUUGAGAAUGGGUUUUUUAUCGAUUUUAGACUGUUUCAAUUGUGUUUUAAUCAUUUCAGAUAAUUUUCUGUGUACAUAAUAAAUAUCACAUAUUCAUUCAUUUAGUAAAUGUAGAUGAGGAAAUGUAUUUAAAUGUUCAACUUUUUCUUCUCCAUCUGAUUUCAUGUAUCAUUACUGUGGCAUUCUCAGGUGUGUGCAUGGACGUGCGUGCAUGCAUCACAUGAUAACGUGUGAGUUUAUGCACACGUUUGCUUAGAAGUGCCUGUUUAUUUUUUUUGCGUGCAUCCUCUCCGUACACUUCUAUUUACUGCGAGCUUCUAAUGCAGCUCCAAGGUGCUAUUCUUACAUGUGUAUCACACAUAUAAUCCGCACCAUGACAUCAAAGAUUUGUAUAUGGAUUGUUUUGCCGGGUUUACAAUAUUGUCACCACAGGCUCAGAAAUUAAGCUCUAAGGAAACAUGGUCAGGAUCAGUCUUGUUAUUUUUCUAAUGAAAGGAGUUGGUUAAAUAAGCAUGAAGAAUUGUGGUAUUUGUACAUUUUGUUUCUAAGUUGUAGUUAAGUUGACGAUAUUGAGGAAACGAUCCGUUAUCAACUCGGAACUUUUCCAAAAAAAAAGAAAAGAAAAUCAUAUUUUGAGUGACAGUAUUUUUGACAUGCAAUAUUAUCUAUAUUUUUAAGAGCUACAUGUAUCUAUACACAAGGCCGACCUGUCUCUGGUGAGGGAACUAUACCAGUGGGGAAGCAUGGCCCGAGUGGUUCUGUGCGUUAGGAGCCCCCCCUGUAGGUGUCAGGCAGAAGAAUCCAUGGUACACACACCUCAGAGGCGCUUAGUCAUCCAAACGGAUGGAUUAUCGUGCUGCUUUGCUCCACUAGCUUUCAUGGCAUUGCUCUUAUUACCACUAAUUCAAUGCUUUAGUGAAACUGACUAUUCCACAUUAAUCACCAAAGCUGCUUUUACAUUUCACAGCAUACUCCAUACUACGUCUGAAUGACUCAGUCCACGGAUGGAUGCAUUUAUCGUCUGGCCUCUUGGCAUAGCUUUUUGUUUAAUUGACCAAAGUACAUGUUUAUGUGGUAUAAUGUAUAUGUUGUUACUCUGCUUUGACUUCUCUUUGUUCAGUACAAUAAGAUUAAAAUGAUGAAUGUUUUUUACAUGACGAGCACCUGGUUGUUUUCCACCAACUAAAGGAACUGCUACCAACUGCUUCCAUGAGCUGUUUUUUUGGUGUUUUUUUAUAACAAAUUUUAUGUUGAUCCUACUGUAUUUAUACCAUUACCAAUGCAUGUUUCUUAAUUUUGUAUUUCUAUAUGAAUAAUAAAAAUUAUAUUUUA
This is a messenger RNA of Cyclopterus lumpus (lumpfish), 6618 nucleotides long. It is a transcript of the gene phldb2b, whose product is annotated as pleckstrin homology-like domain, family B, member 2b. Gene Ontology annotation, molecular function: protein binding. The transcript has 26 exons. NCBI's taxonomy places the organism in Eukaryota, Metazoa, Chordata, Actinopteri, Perciformes, Cyclopteridae. Gene Ontology annotation, cellular component: basal cortex. The coding region runs from base 114 to 4655 and encodes 1513 amino acids. Gene Ontology annotation, biological process: regulation of microtubule cytoskeleton organization. The record is from RefSeq and is a predicted model, not a curated record.